Caenorhabditis angaria is the source of this 406-nucleotide messenger RNA. Lineage: Eukaryota; Metazoa; Nematoda; Chromadorea; Rhabditida; Rhabditidae. The record is from the annotation of a GenBank genome assembly.
AUGAACCUCCUCCACGAGCUCAUUUCUACCUUCUUCUGUAUCACAGUCUUCUACUUUUUCUGCGAAAUUCACGACGAAAAGGGACUGACCUUUGCCGAUUUGGGAUGCCAUAUUGAUGUAAGUUUCUUCUUUGAGAAUAGAAGUUUCAUUUUUAAAAAAAAAAUCAAUAUUUUUUCUAUAGAUCAUAUCUUGCGAUCCAGAACUUGGACCUGGAGUUGAGGCAAAUUGCGAAAUCACCUGUGGAGAAUCGGAUGAUUCAGACGAAUUGGCGAGAUUCAUUUUUGCAUGGGUUAUGGUUUUCUACUUGGUCUUCAACUACUUCAGCGUGCUCUGGAAAAUCAGACAACACUUCUUCCCAGCCCAAAGAAGAGUCAUCAUGAGACGCUCAAUUAUUCGUUUUGUUUAG